Molecule: messenger RNA, 3379 nt
Organism: Contarinia nasturtii (swede midge)
Lineage: Eukaryota; Metazoa; Arthropoda; Insecta; Diptera; Cecidomyiidae
Exons: 8
Coding region: 442-3273 (943 amino acids)
Source: RefSeq, a predicted model, not a curated record
UUUAUUUUUUGUCCCGUUUCAAUCGGUUCGACCAUCGUCUACCAUAAAACAGUCUCGGAACAGUCUAUCACGCGAAUGUUCAAUGUGCAUAUUUGUUAACAUUUUUCAUUGUCAUCGCAAGCCGAAGACUGUGCAAAUGUGUGUGCGUUGUUUUCCGCGUCGUCAUCACCGAAAAACAGAAGCUGUACGAGAGGGGAAAACGCGUGACGACAUUUCUUAAUUACAAACCGUGUGUGCUGGAAGUUACAUAACAAAGAAGAGAAAUAUACAUAUUCACUCACUCACAAUACCGAGAAGAAAUUGAAGAGAAAUAAAACACAAAACUGAAGUACUACACAGUUAGAGAAAAGCAAGCUAUCAAAUUAAAGUGAAAAAAGCAGCAGCAACAACAACAAUACAACAAGAAGAGAAGAGGCGACAAAGCAGCCUAUAAAACACAACAUGCAUGGCUAUCCUGUGAUGCAAGUCGUUCAAUAUAGCGUUCCGCCAUGCUCUUGGCCACCACCAGUCGAUUCGCAUCGUUCAUCGCAGCCAACAUCUGUAUCACCGCGAGCUGGCAUUCGAAAAUAUGUUGUAUGGUGUUUAAUAUGCGGCGGACUAUCAUGUCUACUUGGCAUUAUGUUUCUUGGCGUAUAUUUUCUGGUACGAUCAUACACAAGCACAAUUGGCUAUUUUGAAACGAUUCCAACAUUCGUUCCCGCAACACUGUUGAUGUUGACCGGUCUGUGUAUCAUAAGCUUAGCUAGACGACGGAAUCGCUAUAGUUAUUUAAUCAAAUUAUCUGGAGCAUGUGGCUUAUCGUCGGCGUUAACGUGCGCUUUGGUUACUGUUACAACAACAGUUAUACAUAUGAGCCGUUUGCAAGCAUUAAGAGAAUGCGAAUACACGCGAAAAACACGGACGUGUACGUGUUAUUCGGUUGAAACGCACACAAUGCAGGAUGAAAGCGGAAACAUUGGCGCAAAUGAUGAAAUUGGCUAUCGAUUCGUAUUUGAUUCGGCUGAUGAAUGCAGCGUGGUGCAUAAUGCACUUUACAGUUGUUUGCGUGCUAUUUUUGGCAUUUCAGUGGCUGGUGUUUUGGUUGCCGUUUUUAGCUGCAUGCUGGUGUAUCAAUUGUUGAGUCAUGAACGAAAGAAAAUGAUUUGGGAGCAAUUGGAAUUGCGAAGAAGGCAAGCAUAUGGCAGACAAAGUCCGCCGGGAUGGCCAUUGGGUAAUGGUCCAUCCAUAAUUGGAACACCACGAAAUGGCCCAUGCAGAUGUUGUGAACAAUGUCAUUCACAUCGAAAUAUGAUGCAAUCGAGUUACUCAUGGGAUAGCGAUAAUCGGUUUUGGUCACCACCACCAAAUGGCUAUUAUUCACAAGGAACCGAUGACCAUAUGAUUGUAUCACGUAUGGUGAAUCAAAAUUCAAUGCAAAGCGGACAACGGCCGGGUGGUUGGAGUUGGCCACGUUUUCCAUGGUCGCAACGAAGUGACAACCAACGUUUUCGUCAAACGCCAUCCAGCCCAGAUUCACAAUAUGGAUUUUCAACGAAUAUGUCACGUCUCGAUAAUACAAACAUGUUGCAAAGCUAUACAUUAAUAAAUAAUCCACAUCACUUUGGUAUAUGGGGCCCACCGCCACCAUAUUCCGAUCCAAAUAGUCCAAGUCGUCGUAAUCGAUACCUAUACAAUCAAUGUCAACAAAUCACUGAACAUUCGGGUGUUGUUAUCCAACCAAUUUCAGCGGCAACGCAUCAAUCGAAUCUAAAUAGUAUUGAUUGUACACCAAUAAUCAGUGAACAACAGCAUCAUCAUUCGAUUGAACAAAUUUGUGCAACGCCAACACAUUCAAAUCAUCGCAUAAAAAAUCGAUUAAAUACAUUCAAAGCAAAAGAAUCGACGGCCGAUUCAGCAACACUAUCGGACAGUGAUACGCAACAACGUGAUUCAACACAUUCAAAUACGUUGCCAUUUCGAAAGGCGCGCAAAAAAAUUGAAAAUGGUGCCAAUAGUAUUGGCGCAAAUCAAUCAACAUCACGUGUUAAUGUUCAAAAUAUAUUUAGUUCAACACAAAAUAUGUCAUCGAUUAGUGGUCGUUUAGAUAAUAGCACACGUCAACAUGAUAAUAUUCCAAGUUGUUCAUCAAAUUUUAUGCACGCAAAGGUAUCGAAAACACCAUCAAAUGGGAUUGGUGUCGAAAAUUCAGGCUAUCAAUCGCUGGAAGAGAUUAUAAUUACAUCAGCACCAUCCGGAAAUUAUUCGAAUAUUGUUGUUGUUGAUAAUGAAACGGCCCAACAGCAAACAAUUAAUACCAACAAUCGCGAAAUAUUUACACGAUCACGAAUGCAAUUUCCGAAUCGUGAUUUCGAAAAAUUGACCACAUUAAAUGCGAAUAUUCAACAACAUUAUUCGACAACAUCGCCACGUAGUCACAGUAACAGUAGCCAUUCGUUGCCAAAAGAUUUAACACGAUACAGCAUUUGUUCGGCCGAAUCGGGAAAAACUGAAUACACCGACAUUUCGCCAAUGACACCAUCAACGCCCUACACAAAUGAUGACACAAAUGCGAUCGCCUUAGCCUUUCAACGGGAAAUGAAACAGCAACACCACCAACAACAACAACAACAGCAUCAUCAACAGCAACACCAGCCACCAAGGGCAUUCAAAGAUCAUUCAGAAGCAAGUGGCUCGAGCAGCAUGUCAUACGGUUCACGAUACAAUAUUGAAAGUCAUAAGCGAGACGUAUCUAACAAUAUCAGAUCGAAAAAUGUUCCCGACAUUCACAUGCGAUCAACAAUGCAACAGCAAAAACAACAACAACAACAACAACAAUACCAUUCAAAUCAUUUAUUAUCAACAGAAAAUGGAUCAUCUCUGGAUAAUUUGGAUAAUACAUCGAACAGUAUGUAUCAAAAGUUUGAGCAUAGAAGUGUCUAUCAGCGACCAACAUACUCCUUUGCUAGUGCACACAGUACACCAGGUCAUAGUCAUAAUAGCAACGAUUCAAACACAACAACCACUGGAAACAAUAUAAAACAUAAUGUAUCGACAACAACACCGAAGAAACAUCGCAAUAUUUAUGCAACUAAUUCACUUGGAUCGUCAUCAGCGACUUUAUCGAAUGGUAUUGGUGACAUUGAUUUGGUACGUUUGAAUAUGCGAAAAGAAGUCAAAGUGGAUGAAAUGAUCGGUGUUGUCAAAGAUGAUCGUAAAUCGUAUAAUAGUCAUGGAAAAAAUACGCUAAAGAGCGAAACAGAUUGGUCAGAUCAUAAUAGUGAUCGGCGUUUGUGAAAUGAAGUUUUUGUUUAGGCCAAUUUUUUUUAAAAUUAAAACAAAUUUAUUAUCUUUUUUAAAUUGAAGUAAACAAAAACAAUUCCUGAAAUGAAAUCACUUGAAA